AUGUCUGAGAGAUUUGAAGUUAGGCACACAAACACAUCUAAUCCCUGUCCCUGGGAUCAAAUGGUCAAAAGAGAGCAGUGUAGUUUAAGUUCCACACACCAAUGGAUAAUGAAAAAAGCACGUGGCUUAUACUGCAAAUUACCAAUUCUCUUUUCUUUACGAAUCUUGGGGUGGUUUCUUGCUAUUUUCUGUCUUUUUGUUUUCAUCAUCUUGUUGUUCCUAACAGAGGGCCCUUUCUCUCGUUCUGUGGAGGAUGAGAGCGUCGUUUCACCAAUGGAGCACGGAAGAAUCACAGUAGGAUCAUAUUGCUUUACACGGCAUGGUGCUUUGCGCUCGGGAGCAGAGGUGCAUACACCACCUUGUUUUCCCUUGGAUGUGAACUACAGCAACUACAGCGGAUUACCUCCAAACUAUCAUUUCUUUUCGCUCUUGGAUGGUGUUAUUACUGUGGAGCAACGUCGUGUUGGUAUCUACGCGACCUUCGACACAUCCAGGAUUCCGCCUGCACCAAUCGAAGUAAAGCGUCAUCACUCACAUUACGCUAAGCUUCUACAUUCUCCAUCGAAUAGAAGGGCACAACUGCGGGUUGUGGUGCAGCUUUCCGGUCAUCUGCGCACUUUUCAAAAGUGUGCACCGUCGUUGAAAGGAAAUAUUCUAACCAUGAACGAAGCAGAGUUGUUUAUCGCGACGUAUCCCAACUUGGGCCAUAGACGCCGAGGGUUGACUGGUAUUCCGGAGGAAGACCCACCACUUAGCAGCGCAGAAAUGCAGGAUGUGAUCUACCACUACCGACCUCACCUUGCCGGAAUGUUUCUUCUGGAUUCAAUUUCUAUGCGGGAAUACAUGAAGGUUCUGUUUUCCCGCAAGGUACUUGAAAGUACAAUCUGGGCUUGGAACAUCCUUCAGUUUUUUACAACUGAGUUGGCACACGAUAUGAGUAUAGCGGAGAGUAUGAGAGAAGAGAUUUCGCCAGCUGAGCUCGGGGACAACCUAUUUUUUCGCUUUACAUGCGACCGCGUACUUUACACAAGAAGUGGUUACAGACGAGUUACCCACGCACCAUUUGAUAUUGUCAUUCGCUUGCGUCCCGAUCUUUAUAUUAUGGGCCCUCUAUGGGUGGAGCCACUUCUCACGGUGGAGCAGCAGCAACAAGCUUUG
Molecule: messenger RNA, 1158 nt
Organism: Trypanosoma theileri
Lineage: Eukaryota; Euglenozoa; Kinetoplastea; Trypanosomatida; Trypanosomatidae
Exons: 1
Source: RefSeq, a predicted model, not a curated record